Molecule: messenger RNA, 5005 nt
Organism: Podarcis muralis (Common wall lizard)
Lineage: Eukaryota; Metazoa; Chordata; Lepidosauria; Squamata; Lacertidae
Source: RefSeq, a predicted model, not a curated record
GGGCGGUGGGGUUAGGAAGUGGUCUUUUGUUCUGUUGAAUGUUUUAUGUUUCGCACACUUGAAAACUUGAAGCUAUGCUCUCUGAUCACAGCUUUCAAAAUAUUUGACCCUUUUCCCUGGACCUGUAUUGAAUGUAGAAGAGAAUCCGAUGUGCCUUGUUGAUUUCAGGGGGUUUUGCAGGGAAGGUGGGGAAAACCAGACAGCACACAGAGCCGAGAGAUGCACAGCGGCAGGAACGUCCCACAGCCUGCAAAAGAAAGAAUAGAGAUCCAUUAGCUGGGACCUCCGUGAAAGCGGCCUUGGCAUUUCUUUCAGUACCAUCCUGUCCAUACCUACUCAGAAGCAAGCUCCAUUUAACUCAGCAAGACUUACUCCCUGGUUAGUGUACACAGCAGGGCACUACACACACACCUGACUUUCUGGAAAUCUGAAUCUGUGGUGUGCAAGAUCCUGCCUGCGCAGCAACGCGCAGCUCACUUUCUUUAACUUGCUGCCUUGGGCAUGACUUCCCUUCAGUAACCAGCAAAGCAGGAGCCCCGGACUGCGCAGGGAAGGAGAUGUCCACAGAUCCCAGAUCUGCAUAGGAGGGCUGCGUCCAGAGAAAGCUGAUCAGGUCACGGAGUCUGAAAUCUACGACAAACGAACUUACCUAGGAAUAAGUCUCACUGAACUUAAUGGCACUUGUCUGGGCAGCCAAGCCUAGACUUGCUCUGAGAUUGUUUGCUUUAUAAGAGGAGCUGGAUUAAGGAGGAGCAAUAGUCUUUCUCCGUGAAUGAAUCCAAAACCAACUUUGAAGACACAGCUAGUACAGUUUUUGGAGAGGAGACACUGCUUUGGAUGGUUCUACAGCAACAAAACACGGGAAAAAUGCUGCCUUGGAAGAUAACAAUGUUCUGUACCCUCAUAGUUGUCAGCACAGCUUCCCAAAAUUUUAAUUUUGGCUCGUUCACCCAUUCACCUAUUUACAGCAAAGGUAACGGAGGAGAGGAACAGAGAGAGUUGCACAGGCAGAAACGGCAGGAUGUGACAUUAGGCAUCUCGCCUGUAGAAUACACGAUUGCUGUUGAGAUAAGUCUUCCAGAUUCCUCCCUCCUGGGGGCCCUCAGAAGUUAUUCAAACAGCCUUAACUUCCCAGUCUCAGUAAAUGCUUCUGAUCCAGCUGUGAACAUUUCAAGCAUUGAUGUCACCACAGUGUGCAGCUCAGGUGGCCCCCAGGGCACCCACUGCUCUUGUGAGCCGGGCUAUGAAUGGCCGGCCAGCGCAUGCAGAGCUACUCCAGCCUGUCCCAGGGCUGCGCCGGCAGGAGAGAGCUGCACCUGCCUUGCACAGCGGCCUCCGUGGGGGACCUACUGUCAACCGCAAUCUGCAGGUGUUACGUUUAUAUACAUUAUAAAAAUGUCUGUCCGGCUUGACAAAGACUUUGAAGAUGAUCUGAGAAAUCUGUCCUCUAGCAUGUUUAAGCGAUACAAAAGUGAUUUGGAGAAAGCGUUUACCAAGGGAUACAAAUCAUUGCCAGGCUUCAGAAGUGUAAAAGUUGCAGGAUUCAGACCUGGAAGCAUCAUGGUUCAAUAUGAAUUAACAUCAGCAGUGAAUAUGCCGCCUGAAAGUGCAAAUACAGAUGCAGCUGAAGCCUUAGAUCGUUCCUACAAGAUUGUGCCCACAUCAUUUGAGGUGUCUUCAAUGGAAGUGCAUGGUGGAACAAACAUCUCCAUUUCUCCUGACGACAUUUUUGAGGGUGAUACAGUAACAAUGACAUGCGAGUCAAAUUCUUCUUCGGGGGCAAUCUGGCACUUCCCAGGAACUUUUAGCCGUGGCAGGGAGCUUCUUAAAAAUGACACUAUAGAUGGAAAGUCAACAUCAACACUGAAAAUUACAAACAUUAAAUUGGAAGAUGCCGGUUAUUACCGUUGCAGCUUUAUGGAAUGGAUUAAUAAUGUGUCAGUCAUACAUGUUGCUGGGACUAAUAUAACAGUCUCUCCAAUCAAAAUUGUGCCCUCAGAGGACGUUGUGAUUGUAUGCAAUGGUGACACUAAAGAACUGAGUUGCUGCACAGACAGAGAUAUGCAGUUCUUCACUUAUUACUGGAAAACAAAUGGAGCAAUAAAUAUUUCAGGGACCACCACUGCCACUCACAACUGUACCACGUACCUCCUUCAGGCUAAUGAAUCUCAAUGCCCAGCAGACAAGUCUGCAACCAAAACGGAUUACACAUGUGAGCUGAACACUACCAAUGGUGCCCGCAAACACAAAGUUAUCAGUGUUGAAUAUUUUCGAGUGGCAAAGGUGAGCAUAUCUUCUAGAACAAGUGACAAGGUUUCUGAGGGACAACGUUUCUCUCUAAGCUGCAACAGUGAUGUGAGCAACUUUGACAGCGUCACCUGGCAAAUCCAAAGUGGAAGCUCUACUAAGCAGGUUGACAGCGUGUGGCACACCACCAGGCAGAGCGGAAAGGGGGCAGAGUCUGUGCUGACUGUCGGCAGUGCUAAUCUGGACUGGGCUGGCAACUAUACCUGCACCUUUUCCCAAAGAUUUCUGAACAGCUCUGCACACAUGCAAAUCGACGUGUUUCCUUUGCCACUGAAAAAAGACAUUAUAACAGAUCCCAUAAAUGCAUCCAUCCCUUGUCCAGGGACUCAGGUUCUAAGGUGUUGUACAAGCAAGACAGGAAAUUACACCGUGACGUUCUCUGUUCAACAAAGGCUUCCCUUUGUUCAGGCAGCUUUUCCUGCAGAAAGAAGAGGAAAAGGCUGCUAUCAACACACAGUAAAUUUCACAGAAGCUCACUGCAAUUCUAGAGAGCACAUUGUGCAUUGUGAGUUCAGGAACCAAAUUGAUGGGCAUGUUCAAAGUUCACCAAUGGUCCUAAAACUUUUACUAGCAAAGAAGGUAGCAUGCAAUUCUUCAGAGAUUGGCACCGGAGAGGAUGGAGCAGAGCUCACAAGGCCUUGCAGGAACGAGGCAAACCACCCUGUCAGAGGAAGUAUCACCUAUAAGUGCAAACAUAAUUUGUGGGAAAUCAUGGGAAAUAGCUGCCUAGCUGUCCCAGUAGACAACCUUCUCAGCUCUGCAGAGUCUUUGGUGUCUAGUCCUGAGCAAAAGAAGAAUUUGCCUGAAUUCCUCAGCCACCUGAACCAAACCAUCAAGCAACAGCAGCAAAGUAUGAAAGCUCUUGCAAACCUGAAAGCUGUUGUGGAAAUUUUGAAUAUGGUUUCAGUCGUGCCGGUAGCUGCUGAGCAGGAAACAAUGGAAAAUUUUUUAUCCACAGUAGACAUGGUUAUCAGCAGUCCAACAAAAACUUGGAAGGAUUUUGCGAAUGGAACUUCUCAAUUACUGGCUUCAGUGGAGCAAUUUUCUGACUCCCUUCAACCUAUUAACAAUUCUAUUCCUUCCAUCAGCUAUGACAACCUCCAGCUCAAGGGUGUGGUCAUUGACAAAAGCAAGGUUUCAGACUACGACGAGAGCUUUACAUUCUCCAAGCCCUCAAACCUCAGUGGUAGUGUGCUAAUUAACGAAGCAAAAAAUAUAACUGGAGACUCCAUCUUCACCAUCAUCAGUGUGGCUUACUCAUCUUUGGGGCCUAUUAUUCCACAGUAUAAGAAGAUGGAUGCAUUCAUAGUAAAUGGUUUGGUGAUGACAACACUAAUCAAUGCCAACAGCAGACUGAGUGGAGAUUUCAGGAUCAUUAUGACAUUUACGAAGGAUAACAAGACCCUGAAAAAUCCUCGAUGUGUAUUUUGGAAUUUCAGCUUCUCAGAAGAUGGUGGAGGUUGGGACAGUACUGGCUGUGAAAGCACAGAGAAUGGGGACAAUGUCACUUGCUCCUGUAAUCACUUGACUUCAUUCUCCAUUUUGAUGUCUCCCAGUCACGAUCCAUGGGACACGUUGGAUUACAUGUCUUACAUUGGUGUGAGCAUUUCUAUAUUGAGCCUGGUGGCCUGCAUUGGCAUAGAAUUUGUCGUGUGGAAAUCAGUGACCAAAGCAAGAAUAUCCUACAUGCGCCAUGUUUGCAUACUGAACAUAGUGAUUUCUCUCCUGAUUGCAGACGUCUGGUUCAUUGUGGUAGCAGCAAUGCAUGACACAAACACAAAAAUGGACCAGGCCUGGCUCUGCAUAACAGCAGCAUUCUUUGUUCAGUUUUUCUACCUCUGUGUCUUCUUUUGGAUGCUAACCUUGGGCCUCAUGGUGUUCUACCACAUAGUCUUUAUCGUACAUAAUGCAAGCAAGACCAUCAUGAAAGCUCUUAGCUUCUGCUUGGGAUACUUUUGCCCACUAGCUAUAUCUGCUAUCACCGUAAGCAGCACCCACCCACAUUACACAAGAAAAAAGGUCUGUUUACUCAACUGGGAUGAGAGUAGAGCUCUCUUGGCCUUAGUCAUUCCUGCCAUGAUCAUUGUCGCUGUCAAUGUGAUUGUUACCAUUGUGGUCAUAGCAAAAAUGCAAAGACGUUCCAUCGGCGAAAAAUCAAUAAAUAAAGAAAAGAGCUCAUUGUAUCGCAUCACCAAGUGUAUCGGUGUUCUGACAUCACUCUUAGGCCUCACCUGGUUAUUUGGUCUUGCUACAGUUAUCCCUGGAAGCCCUAGAGCAUUCCACUACUUAUUUACUCUUUUCAAUGCUUUUCAGGGAUUAUUCAUUCUGCUGCUUGGAAUCCUCUCAGAUAGAACGGUAUGGGAAGCUCUGUGGAAAAAGUGUUCCCUCUCCAGCUGGAGUUCACAACACACAAAGUCAACAUCCCAAGGCAUGUCAGCGCCUAUGCUUUCCAUCAGUUCUCCAUUCUCAAAAACUUUAAACAACUGGUUUGGCAAAACAGGAAAAUAUCAAGUCUCUUCUACAGAACCAGCAUCUUCUUCAGCUUCUGAAAGCACUUCAAAGGCAUAUUCUUUGCUAAACUGAGAAGCUUGGAAGACCUCUGGGCUCUUUCCCCUGAUGUGGCAAGAAGCAUGGACUUCGUAUAGGCUGUAAAGAACUGUGGCGUAUUAGUUUAACAAAAUAUUUCUUCGAUAUACCA